Phytophthora sojae is the source of this 4305-nucleotide messenger RNA. RefSeq names its product pleiotropic drug resistance protein ABC superfamily. Lineage: Eukaryota; Oomycota; Peronosporomycetes; Peronosporales; Peronosporaceae. Gene Ontology annotation, cellular component: membrane. Gene Ontology annotation, molecular function: ATP binding; ABC-type transporter activity; ATP hydrolysis activity. Bases 1 to 4305 code for a protein of 1434 amino acids. The record is from RefSeq and is a predicted model, not a curated record. The transcript has a single exon.
AUGGGCGUGUUGGAGAAAGUCGACAAGGCUUCGUACGUGAUAACGCCGACGCCGACGCGCGAGAAGCGGACAGCGAGCUUCGGUGUCGGUCGUAGCUCGGUGACUAUGGUGGGAGACACUGCGAUCCGGCGGAAGACGAUGAGCAUGCAGAGCGACCUGCAGCAGAUCGAGGUGCGCUUCAAGCACCUGUCGCUCACGGCCGACCUGGGCUCCACCAACGACGACUGGAGUCAAUCCAAGGAGUCCAGCAACAACGUGGUCAAGAAGAUGCUCGGGAUGAAGCACUCGGUGCGCAAGCACAUUCUGCAGGACAUCUCGGGCUCCUUCCGUCCGGGUGCCGUCACGCUCCUUCUGGGCCAGUCGGGCUCGGGCAAGUCGGCCUUCAUGAAGCUGCUGAGCGGGAGGUUCCCCAUGCACCACGAGAUCACCGUGGAGGGCACAAUGUCCUACAACGGAGUGCCCCACGAGAAGCUGCUGAAGCGUCUGCCGCAGUUCGUCAACUACGUGACGCAGACAGAGACGCACCUGCCGACGCUGACCGUGCGCGAGACGUUCGAGUUCGCUCACGAGUGCUGCGGGUCUCCCGCGGAGAACGCCGUCCCUGCAGGCAGCGCUGAGGUGCACUAUCCGGACGUGGUUCUGCGAACGCUUGGGCUAGACAACUGCCAGCACACCAUUGUGGGCAAUGGCAUGCAUCGCGGCAUCUCUGGCGGCGAGAAGCGGCGCGUGACGACGGGCGAGAUGGAGUUCGGCAUGAAGUACGUGACGCUCAUGGACGAGAUCAGCACGGGGCUCGACAGCGCCGCCGCCUUCGACAUCAUCGCGGCGCAGCGCAAGUUGGCCAAGCAGAUGAACAAGACGGUGGUCAUCUCGCUGCUGCAGCCGUCGCCCGAGAUCUUCGCGCUCUUCGACGACGUCGUGGUGCUCAACGAAGGGCGCGUCAUCUACCACGGCUCCACGCGCGAAGUGCAGGGCUACUUCGAGUCUCUGGGGUUCAUUUGUCCCCCGGAACGAGACCUCGCCGACUUCCUGUGCGACCUCGCUACACCGCAGCAGGCUCAAUACGAACUGGGGGUUCCUCUCGGAGGCCGCAAAGUGCACCCCCGAAACGCCAGCGACUUCGCCGAUCUCUGGGUCCGCUCCCCACUCUUCCAGCAGCUCGAGGCGGAGGCGGACGCGAGAGAGUCCAAGGAGAUGGCUGCCAACGCUGAGGCCUUCAUGGCGGCCGUCUCGGAAUUCCACCAGGGGUUCUGGGCCAGCACGUGGGCGCUGACCAAGCGGCAAAUGAUUCUCAUGAAGAGAGACCCGGCGUGUCUUCAAGGCCGCGCGAUGCUCGUCAUCGUCGUCGGGCUCUUGUUCGCGAGUCUCUUCUACCAGUUCGGUCUGGACGACACGCAAAUGACCAUGGGGGUCAUCUACGCGUCCGUGCUAUCGCAGGGACUGGGGCAGGUGGCCUGGAUCGUCACCUUCUACGACGCGCGCGUCGUCUUCUACAAGCAGCGAGCUGCCAACUUCUUCCGCACCUCGUCCUACGUGGUGGCGACAAUGCUGGUGCAGUUCCCGUUGGCGGUCAUGGAGACCGUCGUGUUCGGGUCGCUUGUGUACUGGGUCGGAGGCUUCGUGUACGAGCUGGGGGCCUUCCUCAUGUUCGAGCUCUUCCUCCUGCUCAUUCUGGUGGUCUUCCUGUCGCUCGUCUUCUUCCUCGCUGCUGCGUCGCCGAACCUGAGCAUCGCCGAGCCUGCCGCCAUGGUCUGCGUGCUCUUGUACGUUCUGUUCGCUGGAUUCGUUGUAUCCAAGAACCAGAUCCCCGAGUGGCUGCUUUGGCUUUACUGGCUCGACCCCGUCGCCUGGACCGUACGCGCCGUCGCUGUGAGCCAGUACCGCCACCCGGAGCUCGACGUGUGCGUCUACGGCGCGUUCGACUACUGCGCCAUGUACAACCAGACAAUGGGCGAGUUCUCGCUCGGCCUCUUUGACGUUCCCUCGGAGGAAUACUGGAUCGGCUACGGCAUCGUCUUCUUGCUGCUGAUCUUCCUCGGGUUCACGUUACUGGCGUAUUUCGUCCUCGAGUACUACCGAUUCGAUCGCCCGGAGAACGUCGCGCUGCCCGUGGAACCGAAAGACCGCAAGGCGAAGACCGAUGAGGCCAAAGACAACGCCUUCAAUCAGAUGGCGUCGCCUUACACAUCCGACGUCCACAUCUUGGACAGCGACGCACGCACGGAGACCGUCCUCCGCAUGGAUAGAAUCGCCCGCAAGAAGAAGGUGGAACCGGUGACGGUGGCCUUCAAGGACUUGUGGUACACUGUUUCAGUCCCCGGUGGUCCCGGCCAACCAGCCCACGCACUCGAUCUCUUGAAAGGUAUCACUGGGUAUGCACUUCCUGGAUCGAUUACAGCGCUCAUGGGCUCGACGGGUGCGGGCAAGACGACCUUGAUGGACGUAAUUGCUGGACGGAAGACUGGAGGCACCAUUCGCGGCCAGAUUCUGCUCAACGGGUUCGAAGCCUCGGACCUCAGCGUUCGACGCUGCACCGGGUACUGCGAGCAAACGGACAUUCACUCGAAAGCUUCGACCUUCCGCGAGGCGCUCACGUUCUCGGCGUUCCUGCGACAAGGAGCCGACGUCCCCGACAGUGAGAAGUACGACACCGUCGACGAGUGCUUGGAGCUGCUCGACCUGGAUGAAAUCGCAGACCAGAUGAUCCGAGGCAGCUCCAUGGAGAAGAUGAAGCGUCUUACGAUCGGUGUCGAGAUGGCAGCGCAGCCGAGCGUCCUCUUCCUCGACGAACCCACCAGCGGACUCGACGCACGGUCCGCGAAAGUGAUCAUGGACGGCGUACGCAAGGUCGCUGACUCCGGACGAACGGUACUGUGCACCAUCCACCAGCCGUCCUCGGACGUUUUCCACUUGUUCGACAGUCUGCUGCUGCUCAAGAAGGGCGGUGAGACCGUGUACUUUGGAGAGCUUGGCAGCGAAGCACGAGCGAUAGUCGACUACUUCCAGUCCAUUCCGAGCGUGCCGCGAAUCAAACGCGGAUAUAAUCCGGCGACGUGGAUGCUGGAGGUCAUUGGUGCUGGUGUAGCUGAGCGCGGCGAGAAGCAGCCGACAGAGGACAUCGACUUUGUCGACGUCUUCAAUAGGAGUGCCAGCAAGAUGCUCCUCGACUCCAAGUUGACGGAGCCUGGUCUCUUCCAGCCCUCGGAGCAGUACCAACCCGUCACCUACGGCAAGAAGCGCGCGGCCCGGAACAUCACUCAACUCCGCUUCUUGCUGCACCGCUUCCUCAUCACGUACUGGCGCACACCCUCCUACAACUUGACUCGUCUCGGUAUUUCGGUUCUCCUCGGACUGGUCUUCGGCUUGCUGUUCUCCGAUGCGGACUACACGACCUACCAGGGAAUCAACAGCGGCCUCGGCUUGAUUUUCCUCUCCACGGUCUUCGUCGGUCUGGUCGCUCUCAUCAGUGUCCUACCACUGGCGUUUGAGGAGCGUGCUACGUUCUACCGCGAGCGCUCAUCGCAAACAUACAAUACGCUUUGGUACUUCGUCAGCUUCACCGUUGUGGAGAUUCCAAACGUGUUCGUCUGUGCCAUGCUGUUCACCGCCGUCUUUUACCCUAUGGUGGGCUUCUCAGGGUUCACUCACGCCGUCUUCUACUGGAUCAACGUGGCACUCAUGAUCAUUUUCGAGUCGUACCUGGGGCAGGUCUGCAUCUUCGCGGCGCCUAGCAUUGAGGUGGCGUCGAUCAUCGGGAUGCAGAUCAACGCCAUCUCGUUCAUGCUCAUGGGCUUCAAUCCGCCAGCGAACCAGAUCCCGUCAGGCUACAAGUGGCUCUACACGAUCUCUCCACACAGGUAUUCGUUCGCGGCGCUUGUGGGCACGGUCUUCAGUGAGUGCUCCGAUGAGCAGCUGGCCGAGAUCCAGCUCGCUACCCCAUCCGUGGCCAGUGAAUCCGCUGCCAAUGCGGCGGCAGCGGCGACUGGUGCGGCUACGAGCGCUUCAUCACCUGCCACCGCUGCCACUGUAUCCGGUGCCUCGCUGUCUUCGUCUAGCCUGGCAUCUGCAGCCAGCGCGAGCAGUUUGGCCUCGAUCGAUAUGUCCAAGUACCCGCUCGGCUGUCAGAUACUGCAGAACGCCCCGCCCGAGAUCGGUUCCAUCCCCAUUCAAACCUACGUGGACCAGGUAUUCGGCGUUGUCUACGACGAGACGGUGCGGUCGUUCGGCAUCUUCCUCGGGAUGAUCGGGCUGCUCAGCAUUCUCGCCUUGAUCGCCAUGCGGUACAGCAACCACCAACAGCGCUAG